AUGGACACAGAUUUGCGUGGUCUUUUUUUCCCUCUGAAUGUCGUUCUGUUUUUUUUCAUUCCAUCCUCACAGAUCAGCAUCUUUAUGACCCACCUGUCCAACUACGGGAACGACCGUCUGGGUCUGUACACCUUUAGGAACCUGGUGAAGUUCCUCCAGACAUGGACCAACCUGCGGCUGCAGACCCUGGCGCCUGUGCAGCUGGCCCAGCGCUACUUCCAGAUCUUCCCCGAGGAGAGGGACCCCAUCUGGCAGGACCCCUGUGAGGACAAAAGGCACAAAGACAUUUGGUCCAAAGAGAAGACGUGCGACCGAUUCCCGAAGUUGCUCAUCAUUGGACCACAGAAGACAGGCACCACAGCCCUGUAUCUGUUUCUAGGGAUGCAUCCUGAUUUGACCAGUAACUACCCCAGCAAGGAGACCUUUGAGGAGAUCCAAUUCUUCAACGGCCACAACUACCACAGAGGCAUCGACUGGUACAUGGAGUACUUUCCCCUACCCUCCAACACCAGCUCAGACUACUACUUUGAGAAGAGCGCCAACUACUUUGACUCGGAGGUGGCUGCACGCCGGGCUGCCGCCCUCCUGCCCAAGGCCAAAAUCAUCACCAUCCUCAUCAACCCUGCAGACAGGGCCUACUCAUGGUACCAGCACCAACGUGCCCAUGGUGACUCAGUCGCCCUGAAGUAUACUUUCCAUGACGUCAUCACUGCUGGCCGCAAUGCCCCCAUCAAGCUGCGGGUGCUCCAGAACCGCUGUCUGGUACCGGGCUGGUACGCCACCCAUCUGGGCCGCUGGCUAAACCACUACCACCUCAGCCAGAUUCUGGUUCUGGAUGGUCAGGUGCUGAGAACGGAGCCUUUUGCUUUGAUGGACAAGAUCCAGAAGUUCCUUGGGCUGACGAACACACUGAACUACCACAAGAUCCUAGCGUUUGAUCCCAAAAAAGGGUUCUGGUGCCAGUUGUUAGAUGGGGGGAAGACCAAAUGCUUGGGCAAGAGUAAAGGACGGCGAUACCCCGAGAUGGACACAGAUUCUCGCACCUUCCUUAGGGAGCAUUACAGGGACCACAACAUAGAGCUGUCCAGGCUGCUCUAUAAGAUGGGCCAGCCUCUGCCCAGCUGGCUCAGGGAGGAGCUAAUCCACACCAGGUAGCCUCAGCAUGGCCAGGGACACAAGGACAGAGACGCCACCCCAGCCUGCUCACACAUAGGGGGUGCACUCUCCCCUCCGCUCCAGCCAGCCAGCGCCACGCAGGGUGACCAGGAGCUGAGGAAGCGGGAGAGACACAGCAGGCCCUCCAUGCCCACUCAACCCAGUGGCCCCCAACGACCCCAGUUUGGGGUGUGGGCCUCCAGAAGGGAAAGAGGCAGGGGUGAAGGAGAGACAUGAACUGUGUUUAGGAUUGCUCUAUUUCUUUCUCCGAAAGAAUGACAAAGUGCCCGUCUUGACCAUGGGCACAUGCACACAGCAACGCUGGGGCAAAGCGAGAGGAGGGAGGGAUCAAAGAGAUGUAUCAUUUCCUCAAGGAGAACCAAUGUUAUUAUUCGGUCUCACACAGACAGGCAGACACACUCACUCUCUGUGUGCUCUGCAGAGGGCGGAGAAAGACUUUGUUUCUCUGUGCCAGUAAAGGAAAAAUACACUAGCCAAUAAUGGAUCUUCAAGUGCCGGAGUGGAUUGUUAAUUUGAAAGUAUUUCUGAAUUUAUAUUUGAAUCAUUAACACUCAUAUACUGCAGGAUGUCUGUAUUUCUUCCCGAGCUGUUAUGGUUGCACAAUGCAUCUUUCGAGCAUUGUGUGUUCCUUUCAACUGUCCCAUGUUUUUAAUCUGUGUUCAUCUGAAAACAUAACUGGAGUCCACGAUAUUGCUCCCACAGACCACACUGAUACUUGACCUUUAUCAAGUCAAAUCACCUUUGGGUCUCUAAGACCUUCAAUUGAAUGAAUCCACAGUACAGUGGGAUUAAAAAAGUGAAAACGGUAAUAUUUCCAAAUGAGACCAGCUUGCUUUGUUUUGGUCAGUGAAACGUUGUCCUUGGUCGGAACUGCCUUAAUAAUGAAAUAUUGAAAACCCAUUCCUAAAUACAGCUGGACCCUACCAUGUCUGUAGAGUACACUACAAACUGAACGUAAAUGUGACAUGAAAAAUGUAGCUGCGUGUUUUUUAAGGCCUUAAAGUGGAUAUUUCACUCCAAGGAGACGGGCAUCCUCGUCGCCAUCCAACUUGUUACUGUACCAAGCACGUCUCUUGAUUUUCCGCUAAUCGAGCAGGAUGUUGAUUCCAUGGUCUUUCCCAACUCAACUGACUCGAGCUCAAUCACUUCCCUAUUCAUUCUGUCAUUUGAUUUGUUACUCCUUUUGUGCCUGUACAAUAGGUGAGUGCAGAAUAGAAGGAUAUCUUUUGAUCGGCUCCAAUGGGGGAAGGAUACUGGUACCCCUAGCCCUUGUCUCCUAGUUUCCAGAUACAGACAACACGGUCUUCCCUUCCACUUGGAAUGGCUUUGCCACAUGUUGUGGUCAAACCAACACACCCGGGGAGCGUAGGUCACAGCAACAUAUCUCUAGCUCUGCAGCGGUUGAUGUAGUAUGCCCUUUGAACCCAAGCCCACUGGAUCAGUUGGUCGUGUAAAUGGCGGCCUGUAAGAAGUGGUCCUUAUCCUUCCUUGUUGGAUGGCUCUUAAAGGUUCACACUGUCCCACGUCAUCCUCGGACGUUGUUCAUCAACGCAUCUUAUAGUCCUAGUCAUAGUGUCCAAUCAGGUGUGUUCUGCAAAGACUUUGGGAAAAUUAAGAGGUGAAAUUGGAUUUGAAGCUGCAAAUUCAAGACUGUUAAUCCCACCCUCUGGAGGAGCUGGGGUGUUCUAUACAGGAGACAUUGAGAGCCUUUUCUUUUCUCAGUUUAUUAGUCAAGGUUAUAGGAAUGUAAACUCACUUCAUUUUAUCUCCUGUCAGUUGCAAUGGAUGCAUAUACGAAUAAUAUGAACAUAAUCUGGGAGGUUAAUGUUUCUUUGUUGUAUUCCAAUCCGGUAUGUACAAAUACAUGAUCUACUCUGAAUCCAUGCUCUCCUAGAAGCACAGUAUUUACUUCUCAACACGGUGUAAGAAGAAGGUUUUGGGACAACUUUCCUGUUAAAGAGAACCGUCCUUGUUUGUGUGAGGGAUUUUGCAGUGCUCCAGAAUUCGAGGGUCCAUUUAGCAUUUUGUAUAACUUGGGCCCUUGUAAAGAAGUGUGGUCUUAUGGGUCCAUUCUAGAUUAAUUGUAUUUAAAGUACCAAAUCAUGCACCUUGUGUGGUGACACACCACGCAUGCACAAAUGCUGCUCUCAUUUCAAUUUGUUCAAGGAGCUGUAAUAUAGUCACAAAUCCUUUGUUUUGUCAUUUCCUUUUUACUUUUGAGCUGUUUUACAAUGCAAUAUAAAGUACAAUUGUUCUGGUUCAGAGUAUCAGGGAGGGUGUUGUGUUGUUUGAGCCUAGAAACUACGGUCAGGAGAUGGGCCGAGCGAGUUCCCAUGUCUGGGCAGUUCCUUCUUUACCCCACUCACUCAGCAGGAGUCCCAGUGAAUUUCACUCUGUAUGAUAAUGUUGGACAUUGAGUAGUGAUCAUUAACUAUAAGGAAAUGAUAAUCAUCUGGACUGUACAAUCAACCAAUUGUUGUUCAUAUUUUUUAUUGUUUGUAGCUAAUAUUUUUAAUUUACAAAUAAAGAAACCACUGUCUUUUAAA
Molecule: messenger RNA, 3722 nt
Organism: Oncorhynchus kisutch (coho salmon)
Lineage: Eukaryota; Metazoa; Chordata; Actinopteri; Salmoniformes; Salmonidae
Product: bifunctional heparan sulfate N-deacetylase/N-sulfotransferase 1-like
Exons: 9
Coding region: 1-1155 (384 amino acids)
Cellular component (GO): Golgi apparatus
Molecular function (GO): heparan sulfate N-sulfotransferase activity; deacetylase activity
Source: RefSeq, a predicted model, not a curated record